This is a messenger RNA of Prunus avium (sweet cherry), 1316 nucleotides long. RefSeq names its product methyl jasmonate esterase 1-like. Gene Ontology annotation, biological process: salicylic acid metabolic process; jasmonic acid metabolic process. Gene Ontology annotation, molecular function: methyl indole-3-acetate esterase activity; methyl salicylate esterase activity; methyl jasmonate esterase activity. The record is from RefSeq and is a predicted model, not a curated record. Lineage: Eukaryota; Viridiplantae; Streptophyta; Magnoliopsida; Rosales; Rosaceae.
ACGGCACUGGCUAGUGGUACUGUUUGACCAAAAUGUAGUUAGAAAUUAGGACUUUGCUAGCAACUUGGAAGGAAAGAUCUUCUGAACCCUAUUGUUGCAGACACAGCUCUCUAGUCGUUUUCAAAUGCCAAAUUGUAUGAGGAAACCAAUUAGCGAAUAAGAAUAAUUUAUAUGCAAACCAAAGGAAGGAGAAGAUGUUAAUGAUAAGGAAAAUGGAGCACAUCAAAGACAAAGAGAAGAAGUCUUUUCUAUUUUUUCUUUUAUUGGUUUUUUUCUUGGCUAGGGUUUGUUCUUCAUCGCCAUCCCCACCCAACCCGAGUGGGAAGAAGCAUUUUGUGUUGAUUCAUGGAGCUGGUCACGGAGCAUGGUCUUGGUAUAAGGUGGCAACUUUGUUGAAACAUUCAGGCCAUAAUGUCACAGCCCUAGACUUGGGAGCAUCUGGGAUCAACCCAAUUCAGGUGGAACAACUUCAUUCGAUGUCGCAAUAUGUUGAACCGUUGACGAAGCUCAUGGUGUCUUUGCCACCAAAGGAGAGGGUCAUUCUUGUGGCUCACAGCAUCACUGGGGCUGUUAUAUCUAUUUUCAUGGAGAGGUUCCCUGAUAAAAUUGUUGCUGGGGUAUAUGCCACGGCUUUCAUGUCUGGUCUUAGUUUGAGUUAUUCAACUAUAUUUGCAGAGAUUAACAAAAGAUUGGACUAUAUGGACACUCAAUAUAGAUAUGACAAUGGACCCAAAAAUCCUGCAACCUCCUUUCGCUUUGGGCCCAAGGUUAUGGCGUCAAACUUUUAUCAGCUAUCGCCACCAGAGGAUUUAACACUAGGUUACUCGUUGGUAAGAUUUUCUCCCGUCUUUGAUUUUGAUCAAAUAAAUCUCACCAAGGAGAAAUAUGGAUCGGUUCCUAGAGUAUACAUUGUGGCCGAGCAAGACCAUGCAAUAGUGUUGGAUGUGCAAAAUUUUAUGAUCAAGACCAAUCCGCCAGAUGAAGUCAAAGUGAUUAAUGGUUCUGAUCACAUGGUCAUGCUCUCUAGACCAGUGGAGCUCUUCUCCGUCCUCCAAGACAUUGCUGAGAAAUAUUCUUGAAAAUGAUUCAGGGCAUACUAGCUAGUAGUCUGUCUCUGUGUGAAUAGACUAUAAUGAAGAAAUUUCAAGAAAGUAAUACAACCUAAUUGGUGUAAGUUGGUACAACUCGUGUUAAUUUAAAAACGGAAGAAAAUUAAAGAAGUUGCUAUUGAGAUGGAGACCACCAUUGAAAAAAAAACAUUUGCCAUCACCUUUUUCUAGCAUCAAUUUUCAUGCCCGGCAGCUUUAUGUCAAAUU